CGGCAAAUAGAUAUAAGCAAAUACCUGUCUUCAGUUUUUUUUCUUCACAAAAGUCUAAUGAAUACAACAGUAGAUAAAGUAAAAAUUUAAAAAGGAAAAAGAAAACAACCGGAAAACUAUAUGAUACUCGAACAGACGAUGUUGCCUACAACUGCAGUCAGGGGAAAACAAAAAAAGAAGUAUUAAAUAUAAAACAUAAAAAAAAAACAAAAGUUAUAUUAACAUUAGAGUGAAAAGUCAUACCAACAAACAAACACAAGAAGAGUAAAGUGCAAGUACACAUUUUUAAUCAAAUAAAAGGAAAAACACAAAAAUAAGCCAAGAGCCAAGUAUUAAGAGAAAAUUGGAAACCAUUGUAACUACACUGUCAACAGCAAUAAUUAUAAUAACAUGGCCGUGCCUGUAGACGAGGGUAUAUUGAAUGCCCUCAGGGGUGUAACAAGCCAAAGUACACGUCUACCGAAGCCAUUGCUUAUCAAAAUCUAUGUAUCAAGUUUAAAACAAGAUUUCUGUCAAGAGCGUCGUAUGCUAUUGGAAUUGGUAGGACCCGAAUUACAAUCCCUCUACGAUGAUCGUCAAAUUGAGAUUGAAAUCGUUGACAUGCAUUUCGGUACCGGUCCCCUGGAUAUAUCGCAGGUUGAAAAGGAUCCUUACAUAAUGCAUGAUUAUCUACACGAAAUUGAACUUUGCCAUCAGAAUUCGAAAAGUGUGUUCUUCUUGGCUUUAAUUGGCAAUAGGAUUGGUUAUAUGCCAUUACCCACACACAUCGAUAAUGAUAUUUAUGAACUCAUUACCUCAGACACCACCCAGUUAAUGACGGAGGAGGAACGCCAGAUACUUGAUAAGUGGUUCUCUAAACGGGAUAUGACAGAUGAAAUAAUAACAACAACAACAACAACAACAACAACGACAACGUCAACCGUAAGCGAACAUAAUGAAAAUUUUCGACAAAGUCAUCUACAACAACAAUAUGUACUUAAGCAAGAUUAUCGUAAUAUGGUAGUGGAAAAAUGGCAUGAUGAAUAUGUGCAAUUACGUGGCAUUAUUGAUAAAUGCUUACAACGUGCACUAGCGACAUCAUCGACUGCAACAGCAGCAGCAGCAGCAGGAGCAAUAACCAUAACAGGAGAAAUGCAGCAACGUUUACAAAAAUUACGUCUGACACAAAUCGAACGUGAAAUACUAAAAGCUUUGGAACUUUCCAAUGAUAAAAUACUGGCAGUCUAUCGUGAAUGGUCGGCCCAAUUGAGCGCAAAAGAUGCCGAGGGCAAUGAGCGUUUAAGAAAAUUGAAGGAUCAAUUAACCAUGAAUUUAUCAACAGACAAUUACACAACAUUGGUGGUAUCAGGUAAUUGCGAAGAGACAAUUAUUGAUCCGGAUAAGGAAGAACAUGAAUCGUAUUUAAGUAAAUUUAAAAAUAAAAUCACCGAUAAGUUGCGUAAUCUUAUCGAAGAGCAUAUAGCAAACGAUCCAGAUGUUAUCAAAGGUCGAAAAAAGACUGUACAAGAAAUUUUCCAUGAGCAUUCUACCCAUUUACGUAUACUACACGAACAUCAAAUGGCCAGAGCUGUAGUGACCUCUACUGUGCCGAGCCGUUUGAAACAAAAUCUUAUGAACAACUUUCGUAAUGGUAGCCGUCAUGCUCCCUACUUUAUAUGCGGCGCACAUGGGAGCGGCAAAAGUGCUUUAAUUACAAGUCUUUACGAAGAUGUGCCCAAUUGGUUUCAACCCAAUACACGAGUACAUCGGGUUAUACGUUUCGCUGCGGCUUCACCAAGAUCCGCAUAUAAUUUGGAAUUGUUGCGUGUAAUAUGCCAACAAAUAUCAAUCAUUUAUAAUAUACCAGAAGGCUAUCUACCCAAAGAUGCUUCUUUUGAUCCUUUAUAUAUAAAUAAUUGGUUCCAGAACUUAUUAAGACGAGUCGAAGAUAUGAACAAUCACAUUUUAUUCUUGUUUAUCGACGAUCUGCAUUUAUUGAAUCCAUUAGAUUGUGAUAUUGUGGCAGCCUUGUCUUGGCUACCCACCUCAUUGCCGUGGAAUGUUCAAUUGAUUUGUAGUUCGACUCCCCCAGUCGAACAAUUGAAAUUUACGCUUAUGCAAAAAGAUCGCUUCAAAUCAGUCGAGUAUUUGUUUAAUUUGGCUGCAGAGGAAAACGAAACCAUAUUGAAACAUCAACUGAAUGGAGAGUCAUUCGAAGACUUCUUAGAAAAGAAAUUUACUCAGUUGGAGCUUCGUUGGGGUAAGAAGGGUUUUUCACGUUUAGCCUGCUAUAUAACCUUGUCUGAAUAUGGUUUAUCUGAGACCGAACUUUUGGAAUUACUUAUGCCCGUCGAUGAUCCGGAAGCAGUGCUAGAGACAGAAAACGGAAACUUUUGCUUUUCAUCAUUAAAAAAAAUACACAAUGAAAUGAAAUUUCUUCUACGCGAUAAAAUUAUGUCAGGCAAGGUGUUAAUACAAUGGCGUUAUCCCUACUGCGCCGAAAUCACCCAUAAACGUUAUUUAGACACGGACAGUAUACGCGCCAUCCAUUGUGCGAUUUCCAAUAUAUUCUUUCCCACAGAUAACGAAGAAAACGAAGAAGAAGAAGGCUACGAGAAUAACGAAAGCAGCGAAAAGGAUGUUAGCGAUGAUAAGAAAUCUGUCAUUAGUCAAAUGUUGAAGGAAAAGGAAAAGGACAACUCAUCAAUCAGCCGCAAAUCAUCAGCUCAUCCGAAUGAUGAUACGUCAACGUUCUAUAAUCCCAUGGCAGCUGAUGUCUCCUACAGCAUGCGUCACGUAGAGGAGAGUUGGCAUCAUUUGAUGCGUUCCGAUGAUAUGGAUAAAUUUAAACAGAUCGCCGUUUGCAACUUUGAUUUCCUAUUGGCAGCGGUACAAACAGUUUCCAUUAGUUAUCUGCGAUGUCUUAUAGAACAUGUGCGCUGCUAUUUACUGGAUCGUGAUAUCGAACUCAUUUACUAUACCAUACGAAAGUCGAGUGAUGUGCUGACACGCGACCCCAUGCAACUUGGUGCUCAAUUGAUAGCUUGGCUGAGACCCAUUAGCGAACAUGAUGAAAACGAUAAUUCUUUGUUGAGCCUAACCGUGCGUUCGGCAACAGCCUGGUGUGAUGGUUAUACAGUGCCUUUGCUGGUACCGUUGACAGGUUGGUUACCCGCCCCAUUGCCUUCUCAAAUACGCACCAUGACCGUAUCAGGCACGGGACCCAUACGUGAUAUUUGCGUUGCUCCCAGCAAGCAACACUUGAUACUGACAACUAAAUCCGGUGAUGUUCAACUUUGGCAUAUAAUGAGUAACUCAUUAGAACAUAUAUUCAAAGGUCAUUUAGCAGCAGUCACGUGCUUACUAGUUGCGUCGCAAUCAGAUAUUUUGUUGACAGCUUCUGAGGAUGGUACUGUGAUUGUUUGGAACGUGACAACCCGUCAAUUGAUAACACACAUCAAGUCGCACACGUCCGCGGUGACGAGCGUCGCAGCCGGUGUUAAUAACACGUUAGUCAUUAGCGGAAGUGAGGAUACGACCAUAAUUAUCUCAGAUUUGUACGCCGGACAGAUGCUGGACGCUGUAAACGCUCUGUUAAGAGAAACUACUGGUCUCGUUUAA
Messenger RNA from Glossina fuscipes, 3600 nucleotides. Its product is annotated as NACHT domain- and WD repeat-containing protein 1. Lineage: Eukaryota; Metazoa; Arthropoda; Insecta; Diptera; Glossinidae. Gene Ontology annotation, molecular function: protein binding. The record is from RefSeq and is a predicted model, not a curated record. The transcript is spliced from 15 exons. The coding region runs from base 391 to 3600 and encodes 1069 amino acids.